UGUGUUCCUAGCUUGAAUGGAAUGGCAUUAUCACUCGGAGACACUUUUGUCACAAUUGUAUGCCUUUUGAGUGUGCGAGUUGUGACGCGGGACCGUGAGAGAUGGAGACGAGUGCCGAGUCUGGCAGCAUGUCGCCGGCGCGCGUGAAGCUGGAGCCCGAGACGGACCAGUCGGAAAUGAGCAUUGUUAAAGAAGAAGCUGUAUUCCUGGAUGAAGAGGAGCGCGUGAAGGAGGAGUGGUCGGACAGCACGGCCGGGCGCGGCGUGAGCGAGGCAGCCAUGCUGGCCGACUUGUACAUCGAGCACGAGGUGAAGGACGAGCUCGUGCUGGGCCCGGAGCGCCCGCACCGCCCCGUAGUCGCCCCGGCCGCGCUAUAUAAUCGUGUCGCAGCGUCCGCUCUCGUCUCCCCUGCUGCGGUGUCGGGUGUGCGCCGCUCGUGCUCGGUCAGGCUGGAGCGCCUGCUGGUGGACGCGGCGCGGCGCACCUGCCGGGUCGCGCGCCGCACGUACAAGCUGCGCGCCGCCGAGCCCGCACACACACCCAGCGCCAUCGCCACCGGCUAUCAGUGUCACCAUUGCGGCAAGCGGUUCAGGAACAAGUCGGUUCUGAAGAAACACGUACACACUCACUCAGACGAGAAGCCUUUCAGCUGUAGCCACUGUAGCUAUAGGUGUAGAACAAAGGCACAUUUACGGCAGCACCUAAUGACUCACACAGGCGAGAAGCCUUUCAGCUGUACUCACUGUAGCUACAAGUGUCGAUCAAAAACAGAUUUACGUAGGCAUCUAAUGAUUCACACAGACGAGAAGCCUAUCAGUUGUACUCUAUGUAACUACAAGUGUAGAAGAAAGUCAGAUUUACGGAAGCACCUAAGGACUCACACAGGCGAGAAGCCUUUCAGCUGUAGCAACUGUAGCUAUAAGUGUAGAACAAAGGCACAUUUACGGCAGCACCUAAUGAAACACACAGGCGAGAAGCCUUUCAGCUGUACUCUAUGUAACUACAAGUGUAGAACAAAGGCACAUUUACAGCAGCACCUAAUGACUCACACAGGCGAGAAGCCUUUCAGCUGUACUCUAUGUAACUACAAGUGUAGAACAAAGGCACAUUUACGGCAGCACCUAAUGACUCACACAGGCGAGAAGCCUUUCAGCUGUACUCACUGUAGCUACAAGUGUAGAUUAAAAACAGAUUUACUGAAGCACCUAAUGACUCACACAGACGAGAAGCUUUUCAGCUGUACUCACUGUAGCUACAAGUGUAGAUUAAAAACAGAUUUACGUAGGCAUCUAACGACUCACACAGACGAGAAGCCUAUCAGUUGUACUCUAUGUAACUACAAGUGUAGAACAAAAUCACAUUUACGGCAGCACCUAAUGACUCACACUGGCGAGAAGCCUUUCAGCUGUACUCACUGUGACUACAAAUGUAAAAGAUCAACAGAUUUACGGCUGCACUUAAUGACUCACACAGACGAGAAGCCUUUCAGCUGUACUCACUGUAGCUACAAAUGUAAAAGAUCAACAGAUUUACGGCAGCACCUAAUGACUCACACAGACGAGAAGCCUUUCAGCUGUACCCACUGUGACUACAAAUGUAAAAGAUCAACAGAUUUACGGCUGCACUUAAUGACUCACACAGACGAGAAGCCUUUCAGCUGUACUCACUGUGACUACAAAUGUAAAAGAUCAACAGAUUUACGGCAGCACCUAAUGACUCACACAGACGAGAAGCCUUUCAGCUGUACCCACUGUGACUACAAAUGUAAAAGAUCAACAGAUUUACGGCUGCACCUAAUGAAACACACA
Messenger RNA from Leguminivora glycinivorella, 1808 nucleotides. RefSeq names its product gastrula zinc finger protein XlCGF57.1-like. The annotation marks the transcript as partial. Gene Ontology annotation, molecular function: RNA polymerase II cis-regulatory region sequence-specific DNA binding; DNA-binding transcription factor activity. The record is from RefSeq and is a predicted model, not a curated record. Gene Ontology annotation, biological process: regulation of transcription by RNA polymerase II. The transcript is spliced from 3 exons. Lineage: Eukaryota; Metazoa; Arthropoda; Insecta; Lepidoptera; Tortricidae.